AUGGCGGCGGCGGGGAGGGGGGGCAGUAGUUUUAAAGUAGACACCCGCCCUUGCCUCAGAGAAGAUACAACUUGGAGUAAUCAGAAAAAUACUGAACUUUUUACAGAUAAUUUUUGUAAUGUAUGUGGAGUGGUGCUACAGUGUGAAUCACAAAGAAUUUUACAUUAUGAGAGUGAAAACCAUGCUCAAAAUGUUAGGUUUUAUUUUCAACUGUAUGGGGAACAAAAUGAAGUGCCUGGUAAGGAAAUGAAGAUGCAUGUUAGGAAUUUUCAGGUGCAUGGUCAUGAAGCAAUGGACAGAAACAGAUUUUGUGAUCUCUGUAAGGUGAUUUUUAGCUCCCCCACUGUUGCUCAUUCUCACUAUUUGGGGGAAAUCCAUGGUAAAAAACUGAAGCAGUUUAUGGAUGAGCAUGAUCAGGUGUCUGCAUCAGGAUUUCAGCCAAAGAUGGCAUUUAGUGCAAGAACCUACGUCUGUCACAUUUGUAAUAUCACCUUUACAUCUGUAGAAAGGUUUCGGUCUCAUAUGCAAGGACGUGAACAUCAAAUUAAAGAAUCUAUUGUUAUCAAUCUUGUGAAGAAUUCAAAGAAGAAACAAGACUCUUACCAAGAUGAAUGUGCAGAUUACAUCAGAGUGCAGAAAGCUAGAGGACUAGACCUUAAGACUUGCAGAAAGAUGGAGGAGAAUUCUGUGGAGAAACAUGGAUUCAGAGAGGUAGUCAAUUGCAGACCUAGACAUAAAAUGUAUGAACAAAGACAUCCAAGUGAGACUUUUCAAACAUACCCAGGACAAUACAAUUUUUCACAAACAGUAAAAAACCAUUUACCUCAUUACUUACCAGUUCAUUUAAAGAAGACAUAUGAUUCUUUCCAAGAUGAACUGGAAGAUUAUAUCAAAGUGCAGAAAGCCAGAGGCCUAGACCCAAAGAUUUGUUUCAGAAAAAUGAGAGAGAAUUCUGUGGAAACAUGUGGGAACAGAGAAGUUGAUUCUGGGCCCAGACAAAGAAUAUUUGAGCAAAGAUCCUCAUUUGAGACUUUCCAGUCUUACGAACGACCAUACAAUCUUUUACCAAUGUACAACCAGGUACCUCAUUGGUUACCAGUUCAUUCAAAGAGGCCACAUGACCCUUUCCAAGAUGAACUGGAAGAUUAUAUCAAAGUACAGAAAGCUAGAGGACUAGACCCAAAGACUUGUUUCAGAAAGAUAAGUGAUAGCUCUGUGGAAAUCCAUAAGUAUAGAGAAAUGGUUGAUUCCAAACCCAGAUACAGAAUGUGUGAGCAAAGAUUCCAGUCAUUUGAGACUUUCCAGGCACACCCAGAAACAUACAAUAUUUCACAAGCAGUGAAAAGCCAAUUAUCUCAGUGCUUACCAGCUCAUGAGAGCAACCAGAGACUAGAUUCUAUGACCUAUUAUCAGUCCAGCAGAGACUAUUACCCAGAUAAAGCAGUACCCCUGAGCCUUAGUCACCAAGAAAAUAACUCUAGCCCAAACAGUAUGGAAUCUGAAGUUUAUAAGCACUUGUCGUCAGAAAACAAGACCAAUCAUCAUCAAGGUCAUAAACACAGACGUCGGAAAAGAAGAACGCACCUGGAGGAAGGCAAAGAAAGGCGAGAGAAGGAGGAGUCCAAGCACAAGAGGAAAAGAGAUAAUGAGGAUACAGAUCUACACAAAGAUGAGAGCAUCCGAAAAAGGAAAAAAGAGGAAAAUAAAUUUAGUGUCAGCUCAGGAAAGUUGAAGCACAGAAAAAAGAAAAAAAGCCAUGGUGUAAACUCUGAGAAGGAAGAACGUAAGCACCGAAAAGAGAAAAAGAAGCCUGUUGAAGAAAAGACAGAAGAGGAAAUGCUUUGGGAUGAGUCUAUUCUUGGAUUUUGAAAUUUUGAUUUUGUUCACCCAAGGGUGAAUUAGAGAAAUAGGUUAAGAAUAUGGAUUUAGGGAAACAAUGAGGAAAAUAGGAGGUGGAUACAGUGAGUGUCAGUUCAGGAAAGCUUAGUCUUGUGUGUGCAAAUUGAAGUU
Condylura cristata (star-nosed mole) is the source of this 2010-nucleotide messenger RNA. It is a transcript of the gene ZMAT1, whose product is annotated as zinc finger, matrin-type 1. The transcript is spliced from 6 exons. Lineage: Eukaryota; Metazoa; Chordata; Mammalia; Eulipotyphla; Talpidae. Gene Ontology annotation, molecular function: zinc ion binding; nucleic acid binding. The coding region runs from base 1 to 1869 and encodes 622 amino acids. The record is from RefSeq and is a predicted model, not a curated record.